Otolemur garnettii (small-eared galago) is the source of this 1472-nucleotide messenger RNA. It is a transcript of the gene MAMSTR, whose product is annotated as MEF2 activating motif and SAP domain containing transcriptional regulator. Gene Ontology annotation, biological process: regulation of transcription by RNA polymerase II. Bases 1 to 1236 code for a protein of 411 amino acids. Lineage: Eukaryota; Metazoa; Chordata; Mammalia; Primates; Galagidae. Gene Ontology annotation, cellular component: nucleus. The transcript is spliced from 9 exons. The record is from RefSeq and is a predicted model, not a curated record. Gene Ontology annotation, molecular function: transcription coregulator activity.
AUGACCCUGGCAGCUUCUUCCCAGCGUUCCCAAAUCAUCUGCUCCAAGUUCCGAUCUGUCCUCCAGCUUAGGAUCCACAGACGGAAUCAGGAUUUGUGCUCAGAUCCAGACCUGUGGAUCUCAGCCUCAGGCCCAGCUCUGGCCCCAGCCUCGGCCUUGGGCCCUGCCCCUUUCCUCUUCAGCCCUGGAGUCCUGCUCCCUGAGCCAAAAUAUUGUCCUUGGAGGUCUCCAAAGGAUGAGUCUCUCAAGAUCUCCCAAAGUUGGAGGGAGUCCAAGUCCAAGGAGAAUUUGACAUACUACCAAUACAUGUCCCCACAGCCAAAACAAGGGACAGGGGCAGACCCACAAGCUGAAGAGGGGUCAGCCCUGGGUCCUCCCAGGCGACUUCUGUGGGAAAAGACAAAUUCACAGCAGCCACAUCCUAGAAUGAAGUCCACUCCCCUCAUUACCUCCCCGCCAGGAGUCCCCAGCCCCUCUACUCCUACACACAAGUUGGAACUUCAGACCCUUAAACUGGAGGAGCUGACGGUCUCAGAGCUCAGGCAGCAGCUGCGCCUGCGGGGCCUCCCGGUGUCUGGGACCAAGUCUAUUCUCUUGGAGCGCAUGCGCGGCGGCGCCCCGCCCCGCGAGCGGCAGAAACCCCGGCGAGAAGACAGCCCUGCGGGUGGUUCCUGGCGGCGCCUUAGGCCUAAAACUCUGCGACCAACCCUGCUGCAGGGCUCGGUCAAGCCAAAUACAGCAUCUCACAGACCACCUCUUCAAAGUGCCGCGGAUACCCCUGUGACCGCUCCAGUUCUGGCUCCAACUCCGGCUCCAGCCCUGAUCUCUUCCUCGGCACCGACCUCAACGGCCCUGACUCUGGAGGAGGAGCUGCAGGAAGCGAUACGAAGGGCGCAGUUGCUUCCCAACCAGGGCAUCGAUGACAUCCUGGGAGAUCAGGUGGAGCCUGAUGACGCGCUGCCCCCCAUCCCCUUGGACUUCCCAGGCUCCUUUGACGUACUGUCUUCCUCCCCGGACUCUGAAGGCCCCUCAUCUGUCUUCUCCUCUUCCCUCCCAUCCCCUAAGAACUCCUCAUCCCCCUCUCCCAGAGGCCCCACGGACUCCUUAGACUGGCUGGAGGCCCUGAGUGGGGGUCCUCCACUGGGCUCUGGCCCCCCAGCCACCAGCAUCUUCUCUGCUGACUUAUCUGACUCCAGUAGCACUCAGCUGUGGGACCUGCUAGAAGUUCCAUGGUGAUGGAUUCUAGGGUUUCCAGACAAUACAAACUGGUGGGAAGAGACUGGGGGUGGUGAGCCGGGGAUGGAACAUCCAGAAGAGCCCCUCCCACAGACAGAGGAUCAGAGAAAAACACCACCCCCACCUGGGAACUGCUAUUGACACACCAACUGCUUGAACUUUGCCUUCCUGACCUCUUGAUCCCUGUUUAUGGUUGUACAGUCAGGGCAAACAAGCUGCUUGCUGCUUCCUUCAGA